Molecule: messenger RNA, 1893 nt
Organism: Passer montanus (Eurasian tree sparrow)
Lineage: Eukaryota; Metazoa; Chordata; Aves; Passeriformes; Passeridae
Product: putative short-chain dehydrogenase/reductase family 42E member 2
Exons: 12
Coding region: 299-1558 (419 amino acids)
Biological process (GO): steroid biosynthetic process
Molecular function (GO): 3-beta-hydroxy-Delta5-steroid dehydrogenase (NAD+) activity
Source: RefSeq, a predicted model, not a curated record
UCUCUAUGAGCCAUGUCCUGCCACCGACUGUCCAACCAGCAGGCAGGAGGUGGUGUUUUUUUCCUGAACAACCUGUUCAACGGGUACCUCAGUGUGACCGGAGCCCUCACUACUGCACAGUCACAUCUGUGUGAAGACACUCGGAGGCAGGCUGCAUUAAAGCCAGAUUUUGCUGCUGUGACUAGAUCUUGUCAAUAUGAAACUCCCUGAAAUUGUCUGCGUCCAGGAGUGUUAUGGAGCAAUUUUCUCCGUGUAGAAGGAAUUGUUACCUGUAUCUGGUAGUGCCGGACAGUAUUUCAUGGACACAAAACCAAAAAUGAGUGGAGUAACAUCACCCUAUCAGCGAAACCCUGACUGCAAACGGAGCAAACAUGCUGGAACACUCAAUAAAAUCAGUAUGAGAGCCGUGGUGACAGGAGGUGGUGGCUAUUGUGGAUACAAGCUGGGAUGUGCUCUUGCCAGCAUAGGAGCUUCUGUUGUUCUGUGUGACAUACACAAGCCUUUGUGGGUGAUUCCCAGUGGAGUGGUGUGGAUCGAGACAGAUAUCAGGGAUUACCGUGCCAUACUGUCAGUCUGUGAAGGGGCUGACUGUGUGUUUCACGUAGCUUCAUAUGGAAUGUCAGGAACACAGCAGUUGCAUAAAAAAGAGAUUGAAACUGUAAACAUUAAUGGAACAAGAUUCAUCCUUAAUGCCUGCAAACAAAAGAACAUCCCUCGGCUGGUCUACACCAGCUCAGUGAAUGUGGUGUUUGGGGGGCUUCCCAUUGAAGACGGGGAUGAGGAAUCUCUGCCGUAUUUCCCAAUUGACAAGCUCGUUGAUCACUACUCCAGAACCAAAUCGAUUGCAGAACAAAUGGUACUGGCAGCUAAUGGAUCUUCACUAGAAGGAGGUGGAACACUCCACACGUGUGUCCUUCGCCCACCAGGGAUCUAUGGACCAGAGGAGCAGAGGCACUUGCCAAGGCUAGCAAAAAUUAUUGAGAGAAGGCUGCUUAGCUUCAAGUUUGGGGACCCUAGUGUUCAAAUGAACUGGAUACAUGUAGAGAAUUUUGUACAAGCUCAUAUUCUAGCUGCUGAAGCUCUCACCCCUGCAAAGAACUACAUAGCUAGUGGCCAGGUGUAUUUCAUUCAUGAUGGAGAAAAAUCCAACCUUUUUGAAUGGCUAACUCCCCUUUUUGAAAGAUUAGGUUGCAGUAAGCCAUGGAUAAGUAUUCCUACUUCUUUAGUCUAUGCAUCAGCCACAUUCAUGGAACACCUUCAUGCAAUUCUGAGACCAGUUGUUGACCUGCCCCCACUGCUGACCAGAAAUGAGGUACAGAACAUUUCUGUCACUCACACAUUUCGAAUAGACAAGGCACGAGCUCAGCUGGGGUACCGCCCACAGAAGUUUGACUUUGCUGAUUCUGUGGACCACUACAUUGAAUCCAGACCACGCUCACGUUAUAAGCUUUUCCUCAAGGUUUUGUUUACUUUAAUUGUUAUUUCAAUUUUGUUUUUUCUUUCUUCAAAACUUGGUGGCCUUUCAGUUUUGCAUUUUUUUAAAGAAAGAAGACACUGACCUGCAUGAGCUGCACGGUCACAGUAUUGCUACCCAGAUCAUUCUAACUUCCACAAUAGUUACUGGCACACUGCAACAGAGGCAGCUACUUUUGAAUUUACAAACAAUAUCAUAACAAACAAGUGGCUGGACCUGAGAAAUUAAAAUACAGUAAACAAUAGUUGCCAAAUCACUGAAACACAACCAGAGUCAAGAUUGUUGCUUCUAUUUCAAACCAAAACAACAACUUUCCAAAUUGAUUGCUGAAGUAAAUGAGAACCUGCAGGAAAAACAGGAGCUGCAGACAGCCUGCAGUGCUUCACCAGUGAAGAAAAAUGGCUGAAAUUAAAAGAAAG